Synchiropus splendidus (mandarinfish) is the source of this 525-nucleotide messenger RNA. It is a transcript of the gene rpl35a, whose product is annotated as ribosomal protein L35a. Bases 136 to 468 code for a protein of 110 amino acids. Gene Ontology annotation, cellular component: cytosolic large ribosomal subunit; ribosome. Gene Ontology annotation, molecular function: structural constituent of ribosome. Gene Ontology annotation, biological process: cytoplasmic translation; ribosomal large subunit biogenesis. The transcript has 5 exons. Lineage: Eukaryota; Metazoa; Chordata; Actinopteri; Syngnathiformes; Callionymidae. The record is from RefSeq and is a predicted model, not a curated record.
GCUGUGGGCUGUGAUUUGUAGUCAGGCGCCGCGGGCAGCUCAGUGGCCAAUAAUUUCCCAGCAUGCCUCGUGCGCGUCCUCUUUUCCUCCAUCUUGGCAGCAGCGUAUCAGGUGACCAGCUGAUCAAGAGGGACCAUGCCUGGCAGACUCUGGAGUAAGGCCAUCUUCACUGGCUACAAGCGUGGCCUGAGGAACCAGCGCGAGCACACGGCGCUGCUGAAGCUGGAGGGCUGCUACAGCCGCGACGAGGUCGACUUCUAUCUGGGCAAGCGCUGCGCUUAUGUCUACAAGGCCAAGAAGAACACCGUGACCCCCGGCGGCAAACCCAACAAGACCCGCGUCAUCUGGGGCAAAGUCACCCGGGCGCACGGCAACAGCGGGAUGGUCCGAGCCAAGUUCAGCUCCAACCUGCCGGCCAAAGCCAUCGGACACAGAAUCAGAGUGAUGCUGUAUCCGUCGCGGGUGUGAGCGCUGUUGCUGCAGUUGUUUGUAAAUAAACAAUAAAGUGAUGACAUCACUGUCGCA